AUGCUCUACGACCCGGACACCGCUAACCAUCUCAAGCCCUGGCUCAUCAGGACACUCGAGCCCAUAUGCGACGCUGAACCCGGCGCACUCGCUGACUACAUCCUCGCCCUCCUCAAGCACAACGCGCCGGAGCCGGAGCUCAGGAAGGAGCUUGAGACACAGCUGGAGGAGUUCCUGGAAAAUGAGUUGGAGCGGCUAGACAAGGAGCUCGAGACGCAUCACAGCGAGAACGGGACACCAGGCGCGGAAGGCGAGGAGGAGAGCACGGAGGAGCUCAAGGCGAAGCUUGAGAAGCUCAAAGCGGAGGCCGCCAGUCUCGGCAUCCCUGUGUCGGAGCCAGCAGCGGCACCGUACGGCGUGAUGCGUGGCGGUCCGCCACGGACGAGCAUGAAGCUCGACAACCGCCCGAAGAAGCUUCUCGUCAAGGGCGCCCCGGUCGAGUCUCUUCAGGCGGUGCGGGACUGGUACGAGACGACCGGUCAAGUCGACGCCGUGGACGCCCUCGACGGCGGCAAUAUCCUCGUCUCGUUCCGCACGCGGGCUGCCGCCGAGCAAGGGUUCGCAAAGGGCUCCCAGAUCGCUACUGUCGGUGGCGUACAGCUCUCGUGGCACGCCGGCCCCUCUGGCCCCUCCAAGACAUCGACGGUCCCGGUCUCUGCAUCCGCCGCGACGCUCGCCGACGCUGACAGCCGGGUGUACGGCCGCGAGGCUGCUGAGGGCGCAUCCGAGGACGUCAAUGAGGACUCAGCGAUGCACGCCCCCGAUGACAUUGAAGUGGGCGGCUGGGGUGUCGACGACGACGGGUUCGGGAUGAUGUGA
Epithele typhae is the source of this 819-nucleotide messenger RNA. RefSeq lists its product as uncharacterized. Gene Ontology annotation, molecular function: RNA binding. The transcript has 6 exons. Gene Ontology annotation, biological process: mRNA processing. The coding region runs from base 1 to 819 and encodes 272 amino acids. NCBI's taxonomy places the organism in Eukaryota, Fungi, Basidiomycota, Agaricomycetes, Polyporales, Epitheliaceae. Gene Ontology annotation, cellular component: nucleus. The record is from RefSeq and is a predicted model, not a curated record.